Molecule: messenger RNA, 2301 nt
Organism: Effrenium voratum
Lineage: Eukaryota; Dinophyceae; Suessiales; Symbiodiniaceae
Source: the annotation of a GenBank genome assembly
AGCCGGGGCUCACAGCGGUUGGCAGCACGGCAACCGCACCGGCGAUAUUUGGGGCCCGGCCUCGCGGCAGAGGCUGGCCAGCCAUGGCUGGCGAGCUGCCGCCGAGCCCCUCCUCAACACUGCCGUACAACCUGCUCGAUGAUGUGGAUCAGGACGAAGUGGAGCCUGCCCCGGGCCUGCCACGGCCGCCCCGAGCGAAACAGCUGAGCUCAGAGUUCUUGCGGAACCUGGGCACCAGUGAGUGGGAGUGGAAAACUUCAGCGAAGGACUUCAAGCCUGGCGGUUUGGACGCUGGAGGGACCUUGAGCUCCUCAGGUUCGACGUUUGGAGGCUCUCAUGCUCACUCAGGCUUCUGCCGCUCGCCCCUGCUGGGCCCCAGCACUGGCAGCUCUGCAACUGAAUCCCCACCGCUGGAUCCUCGCAAUCAGGGUGGUCACUUGACGGUCAAUGACCUCGGUGCCUUUGACGCCUUGGACUUGAGCGGCUGUGUGGAGGAUCCUCAGGACUGCGAGGAACAGCUUCGCCUGAUGGAGCUGCUUGAAGGCCUUGAGCAGCAGAAGCAGCAGCUGCAGGCGCAGUGGGAGAUGGAACGAAAAGAGUUCAUCACUCAUGUCGGCUGUUGCCGCGCUGUGCUUCAGCGGUACUCCGUGCCUUUGGAAGAGGCAGAGGAGCUUGUGCGGAAGUUCAGUGCCAUGGCAGAGGCUGAAGAUCCGGAAUUGCUCGCCUACGUCAAUGAGCCGUGGGCGAGCGAGGCAUGGAGAUUCCCGCAAAUGUCAGCCUGGACGCCAGGAUUGGUGUCCGAUGACUUCGACCUGACUGGGCCCUCACGGCCUCCUGGCAUUGAGGAGGCUGAUAUGGGCGGAGCUGGAGCAGAAAGCAUUGCAUGCACCUUGAAGGCCCUCUUCCCCCAUGCAAAAGUGCAAGCGGGUUGUGAGGAGGCCAUGCAGCUAGGUGAGGAUGCCGACCAGGGCUGCUUGACAGACCCUGAGGUGCAGAGGCGGGCUCAGACCUUGCAGGAGAACACCAGGAGCGAGAUCGACGGGCGUGCCCUGUCCUCUUUGAGGAACCUGUCAGCCCUCAAUGCGCUGGAGGUUUUGCAGCGUGUUGAGGAACUGGUAGAAGCGCAAGGCGGAGUAUGCAGGAACCUCUCCUCUAUGCUGCAAUCAGUGUGCCGAAAGAUGGAGCGGAAGAUGAUCUCCGACGCCAAGGCGAAGGCUGCGGAGGUGCCUGCUGAGGUGAAGGCAGGAGAUGAGACAUCCAGGCAGAAGGAUGACAGCAAGGAAUACUGGACAGUCAAACGUAUCGAGAAGAUGGCAGAGCGAUGCUUUGAGACGUGGUAUGAAGGGGAUCGCUGGCGUCUCAAGCUGUCCAUGCCAGGAUCGGAGUCAGAUUUGUCUGACCUCGCGGUGGAGCGCUUCUGCUCUUGGUUGCGGCGCCGCCUCUCGGAGUUCAAGGAUGCUCAUGGAUCAAAGGUGCUUCGGCAGUGUCAGGCAGAGGUUGAUUUCGCACACUCUGGCCUGAGCGAUCACGGGCUAUGGCUGCUCCUGGACUGCCUGGGCCAGUUUGAGGUGCAAGCCGGAUACCUGAAACUCAACCAGAACAGGAUCACCGGAAAUGGUGUCCUUUCUUUGUGUGAGUUCAUCAAAAGCAACAAGCGUGCAGGGCAAGUCUAUGAGAUGCACCUCACGGACAAUCAGAUUGACGACUCGGGCGCCUUGGAGCUUUUGCGCACCAUGAAGGAUCUGAAGCACAGGUAUCCGCCGAAGCGGGAGGUGCCGGGCAAGAAUGGCUUGCAGCUUGUUCCGGUGUGGCUGCGGCUGGCCCGCAACAAGGUCAAUGCGGCAGCGUUGCUUCAGGCACUGUCUGUGGAGGGCAUCUCUUGGUGCGCGGCGCGGCAUGGCAGUGGCUGCAACCAUGGGAGGUGCACCAGGACGCAGUGCCCGCUGGUGCACCAUGAUCUUGACCAGGAGCGCAGUGCGAACUGGAAUGAGGAGCAGUAUGAGGAGGGCGAUCGCCGCGAUCGGUCGCGGCGGGGCCGGAAGGCCAAAGGCGAUUCCGUGCAGGACUGACAUCGCCUCCUGAUGGUGAGCUGCGCAUGAAUUCAGACCGAGGGCCCGUGCCCUGGGUGCCGAAAUCUGUGCUAUUGGCUGGUUGCAUCUCAGGCGAAGGCGAGUGGAUGCAAAGUGUAUGACAGGCCUGGGAUGCUGGUGCCACUCCCUCGCGCCCGAGAGGGCGGAACAAAAACGUGUCUUUGUGCAUGGCAGAUUGCAUGAUGCGUCUGAGUCAGUCAGGAGCCUUUGC